This is a messenger RNA of Penicillium verhagenii, 879 nucleotides long. Its product is annotated as Transcriptional regulatory protein LEU3. Lineage: Eukaryota; Fungi; Ascomycota; Eurotiomycetes; Eurotiales; Aspergillaceae. The coding region runs from base 1 to 879 and encodes 292 amino acids. The record is from RefSeq and is a predicted model, not a curated record. The transcript has a single exon.
AUGGCCAAAAUUGAUCACAGCAUCGUAGAAGCAUUGGGACCAAAGCCUUCAUGGCUACCGGAUACAAUUUACCACCAACUGCAUAUUGCUCACCAGGGAUACAGAUUUUGCAAUGUUCUUGGCAAUAAUGAAACCACAUCUACGGGGCUUCUACCAAGACCAGCACCGCUCAUCCAGAUGUUCGACGGAGAAUUGCGUGCACAAGACACCCGUUUCGCUUCUAUAUGGAAGACCAGCGAUCACAUUUUCUUCAUGGCAACAAAACUUCAGCUAUAUUCUUUCACACUCACGCCGGCGGGGCUCGAGGCCGCGGAUGAUAUAUUGUCUCCAGAUAUAUCUAGAGAAUUCUUCGCCCAUGCCUAUCUUACAGCAAUGAGACUCUUACAAACCGCACUUCGAUCGUCGGCAGAAUUGCCUUAUUGGCCGGAACACCAAACCCGUUAUAUUCUCGAUGCAGUCUUAUUCCUUCUCAAACUCAUUGAAUGUUCUUAUGAAUUUGUUGACGAGGCUGCGGCGAGAAAUGUCAUCAGUCAAAUCUGGCAAUUACUCCGGGGUCGGUCAAAAGCCGAGGAGGACCACAUGUCCCGAUUCUGCGCUAUCAUCGAAUACUUGAGCCGCAACUGCUUGAAGAAGAAAAUUCCUUGGAUAAAAAUCACGUCGCGCGUAGCGGGAAAUUUAACGAUCGACUCCGCAUGGCGUGCUCGUGAUCGGUUCAGCGAAACUGUGAAAGCAAAACGACCGGCAGACUAUACAUCAGCUGCUGCUCUUGAGAGGUCUGUGGAAUAUGAUAUGCAAUCCUCGUUGCAAUUCUUGAGAGAUAUUGGUGACUGGGAUUCUUUUUUUGGGAGUCCGGCCUUACAAGGAGCAAUUGAAGAUUGA